AUGGAGAAAAUAACAGUGGGUGCUACCAACAAACAUAUACAUGAAGAUUUUGCAUUUGUUAUUCUCUCAAAAUUGCCCCUCAAAUCUUUGAUUCGAUUUUGUUGUGUAAGUAAAUCAUGGUCUCUUUUGUUAGAUAAUAAUUAUUUUAUGAACAUGUUUCGAAAGAAUUUUUUAUUGAAGAAUCACUCCUAUUACAAUGACACGUCGCUUCUUCUACAUUAUGAUGCAUCAUGGAAUGUUGAUAAUCCAAGUAACUCUGGAAUGCAUUCUCUAUCCGGUGAGGGAUUUGAGAAUAUGGUACACUUAGAUUGGUCAAAUUUAUUUCAGGAAGAUGAGUGGUUGUUUAACAUUUUGGGCUCGACUAGUAUCAAUGGUUUUCUUUGUAUUGAUUGUAAACAAACAGGGAGAGUUGUAUUGUGGAAUCCAACAACUGAGGAAUAUAAAGUUAUUCCUAUAUGUCAUUUUUCCAAUGAAUCAAUUGUGCUUCAUCUUUGUAUUCAUGGGUUUGGUUUUGACUCUACUAGUGAUGAUUACAAGGUUAUUCAACAUCGGGUAUUUUCUCAUGACGUUGAUAGUGAAGAUGCAACAUGGAAAGAUAUAUCUCCUUACUCUUUGUGGGAGAUAUAUAGUCUGAAAAACAACUCUUGGAAAACAAUUGAUAUAGAUAUGCCCACAUGUUAUCAAGAUGAGGUGGGUGUUCAUGCGUACAUGGAUGAUGUGUGUCAUUGGUUGGGUAAAAGUAAAACACAUGGAUCUACUUGUGAAAUGUACAAUGAAGUUUAUCUGGUCUCCUUUAACUUGAGCACUGAGAUGUUUGUUACAACAUCUUUACCUUCAAACAUGGACGGUAUUGAUUAUAAAUACUUAGCAGUGCUUAAUGGUUCAAUAACAUUGAUUUCAAAUAAUGCAGAAACAACUACUUUUCAAAUAUCAAUUUUAGGUGAAGUUGGGAGAAAUGAGUCAUGGAUCAAGCUCUUCAUUUUUCAAUCGUUAUCGUGUAUUGAUCGACCUAUUGGAGUGAGUAAAAAUGGCGAUAUAUUCUUUAUACAAAAUGAUGAAGAACUAGCUUGGAUUAAUUUAAGUACCGAAAAGUUUGAAAAGCUAGGUGUUAAAGGAACUUUUAACUGUCAGGUGAUAAGUUAUAAGAGAAGUCUUGUCCGAAUUGACAGAAAAAGUAAUUAA
Vicia villosa (hairy vetch) is the source of this 1182-nucleotide messenger RNA. Its product is annotated as putative F-box protein At3g16210. The transcript has a single exon. Gene Ontology annotation, molecular function: protein binding. The record is from RefSeq and is a predicted model, not a curated record. Bases 1 to 1182 code for a protein of 393 amino acids. NCBI's taxonomy places the organism in Eukaryota, Viridiplantae, Streptophyta, Magnoliopsida, Fabales, Fabaceae.